AUGGCAGUGAAGAAGCGCCCCAACUUCCUAGUUAUUCUAGCAGAUGACCUGGGUUUUAGCGACAUCGGCUGCUUCGGCGGGGAAAUCGAAACUCCACAUCUCGACAAGCUCGCAAAACAAGGCAUCCGCUUCACGGAUUUCCACGCCGCGGCAGCAUGUUCACCGUCUCGAGCUAUGCUCAUGACCGGGACAGACCAUCAUAUAGCAGGCUUGGGGAAUCUCAUCGAAUGGACGAACAUCUCAGGCCAAAAUGACCCGAGUGGGAAGAUGUCGACUGCUCCGCAGAGAGGCAUGCCGGGAUACGAGGGGUAUUUGAAUGAACGCGUCGUUGCUGUGAGCGAGGUUCUUCAAGACGCCGGCUAUGCAACCCUCAUGUCGGGCAAAUGGCACUUAGGGCUAACACCAGAUCGGUCGCCGAAGGUAAGAGGGUUCGAUAAAUCUUUCGCGCAUCUACCUGCCUGCAGCAACCAUUACGCCUACGAGCCCCAACUUGAUAAAGCCGCCGGCGAUAAGAUACCAGACUUCAUGACGAUGUCUUUCAUCGCGCUACACUCCGAAAACGGCGAGUACGUGCGCAAAUUACCCAACAACUGGUAUUCGAGCAAUGGAUACGGCGACAAGCUCAUCCAUUAUUUGAAAGAGUGGCGUUCAGAAAACCCGAAGGAUGAGAAGCCUUUUUUCGCGUAUCUGCCUUUCACAGCACCGCACUGGCCUCUCCAGGCGCCGAAGGAGUUCAUCGAUAAGUACCGCGGCGUGUAUGAUGAAGGUCCGGAUGUUCUACGCGAAAAGCGGUUGCAGCGUUUGAAAGAUCUGGGAAUGAUUCCCCAAGAUGUGACUCCGCAUCCAGUUGUCGCAGAUGAAGUCAAGCCAUGGUCCGAGAUGUCAGAUUUUGAACGCAAGAUGUCGAGUCGAGCGAUGGAGUGCUUUUCCGGUAUGGUGUCAUGCAUUGAUUACAAUGUUGGUCGAGUGCUUGAGCAUCUAGAGGAAAUUGGCGAGCUAGACAACACUUUCGUGUGCUUUAUGAGCGAUAACGGGGCAGAGGGUGCGGCUUAUGAAAGCUAUCCAAUCGUGCAGGGCCAAAUGAUGGGACAUUUGCAGAAGUACUACGAUAACAGCUACGAAAAUCUGGGCAAUGGGAACAGCUUCAUCUGGUAUGGGCCACGGUGGGCGCAAGCAGCCACAGCGCCGAGUAGACUCUACAAAGCCUAUACCACCGAAGGCGGCGUCCGCGUUCCUUUCCUCGCCAAAUUCCCCAAAGAUACCCUCGAUCCCACCCGCGCAAACAGCAUAACCGACACAUUCACCACCAUCAUGGACAUCAUGCCGACAAUCCUCGACAUGGCUGGCGCCACGCACCCCGCCCCCUCCUACCGCGGCCGAGAAAUCGUGCACAUGCGCGGAAAAUCCAUGCUGCCCUUCAUCAGAGGCACCACCUCUUCCGUUCACGAAAAAGACUUCAUCCAAGGUUGGGAGACCUGCGGCCGCGCCGCCGUGCGCAAGGGCGAUUUCAAGAUCGUGUUCAUCCCUAAACCAAAAGGAACAGAAAAAUGGCAGCUCUACAACCUUAAGUCUGAUCCAGGAGAAGUUCAUGAUCUCGCGGAAAAAGAGGAGUACAAAGCGGUGUUUGAGGAGCUGAUGGGGUUGUGGGAGCAGUAUGUGCUGGAGACGGGGGUGGUGCCGUUGGCACCGGAGCUGGGGAAAUGGUUGGCGGCCAUGGAUGAGCAAAUGGUAGAGGAUGCGUGGAUUGAGUAUGAAUACUGGAAGGAGGGUGCGCGGGAGGAGCCAGAGAAAUUUACGAAGAACCCGUGGCGGUAUCAGCCUAAGACAGGGGAGAUAAAGGUGUCGCAGAUUUGA
Molecule: messenger RNA, 1854 nt
Organism: Didymosphaeria variabile
Lineage: Eukaryota; Fungi; Ascomycota; Dothideomycetes; Pleosporales; Didymosphaeriaceae
Exons: 5
Coding region: 1-1854 (617 amino acids)
Molecular function (GO): arylsulfatase activity
Source: RefSeq, a predicted model, not a curated record